Messenger RNA from Humulus lupulus (European hop), 996 nucleotides. RefSeq lists its product as uncharacterized. Gene Ontology annotation, biological process: DNA repair; regulation of cyclin-dependent protein serine/threonine kinase activity; regulation of transcription by RNA polymerase II. NCBI's taxonomy places the organism in Eukaryota, Viridiplantae, Streptophyta, Magnoliopsida, Rosales, Cannabaceae. Bases 257 to 829 code for a protein of 190 amino acids. The record is from RefSeq and is a predicted model, not a curated record. Gene Ontology annotation, cellular component: transcription factor TFIIH holo complex. The transcript has 7 exons.
AUUAGUAUAGACAUUGAGAAGGUAAAAAGUAGUAAAAAAACAUAAACUGAGAGACAGUGAUAGGAGAGAGAGAGAGGGUUUUACUGAUUCUUUAAUUUAUCGCUACUCUCUUCUCCGGCCCCGUUUCCAUUAUCAGAUGGCUGAGCUUUCAAGUAUUUCCUAGUUGGAAUUUGAAAGAACCAGUCUUGAGGAGCCAUUAAAGAGGGGUUUUACUGUUCAGGAGAGGAGGGGAGGAAAAAGAGGUUGAGUAACCAACAUGGUGGUCUCCAGUUCAAAUCCUCACAGUAAGGAGAUAUCCAUUAGAAAGAGGAUUGCUAGCAUAUUUAAUAAACGAGAAGAUGAUUUUCCGUCACUGAAAGAGUACAAUGACUAUUUGGAGGAAGUGGAGGACAUGACAUUUAAUUUGCUUGAAGGUAUAGACGUUGCUGCUAUUGAAGAGAAAAUUGCACAGUACCAGGAAGAAAAUGCUGAGCAAAUAAUGAUUAAUCGAGCACGGAAGGCUGAAGAAUUAGCUGCAGCUAUGGCUGCAAGCAAGGGUCCGGUUACACAAUCUGAAAAUGAUGGGGGUCCAAGCCAAACCUCUCAAACAGGACUCGGUACACAAGGCCAAUAUGCUCCAACUGUUGCAGGUGGACAACCACGGCCAACUGGCAUGGCCCCACAACCGCUGCCGCUCGGAAUGGGCACUGACAUCCACGGUUAUGCCAUUGACGACGAGGAGAUGUUGAAGCUGCGAGCGGAGAGAGGUGGAAGGGCUGGAGGGUGGAGUUUAGAACUGAGCAGGAAGAGGGCACUUGAAGAAGCUUUCACCAGCAUUUGGAUAUGUUAACUAAAUUAUGAUUUCUUAUAUAUGAGAUAUCCCAUCUCAUCAGCUUUGGCAUUAGUGAGGAAUGUAGAAAUAUUUAACUAAAUUUAUGAUCUCUUUGACAAACUAGUGUGAAGAUAAUUUGCGUUCAUGUAUAAUGAGAGAUUAUUUAUUAUGGAUUUUCAUCUACA